UUAAAAUAGUUUCUUUUAAAUGGUAACAUUACUAUAGUAAGCAAAUAUUUAUCUUUUGGUCGCAACUAUAAAGAUUGUUUAAAUGAUUUUAUGGUAGUAUAAAAUAAUUGAGAAUCAAAGAUUUCAUUUAUAAAGAUAUCUUUCAACUUGACAACAUCAAAUAAUAUAAAAAUAUUCAAACACUUUGUUGACCUUAAAAAAGUAAACAAAAAUGUCUGGCAUGACACUAAAAGAAUAUAAAGAUUCACUUUUACUGUCGAUCAAUGAAACUAAUUUUACUAGACUUGAUGACACCUUUUCUUGUGAGUGUUUAGAAAAAAAAGAAAUAUUUCAAAGUUCUGAAAAAGAAAAUAUACUUUUUGUAUCCAGAACAGUCAUAGAAUGGUGUUCUGAACUAUUUUUCAGACAUUUCAACAAUCUAUCUAAUCAUUCAAGUCAAAAAGAUUUUAUUAAUCGUAUCAACACUUUAUUAAUAAAUGAAAUGGUAGAUAAAAGUAUUCCAAUUGUUAUUGGAGCUUAUUCAAUAAUUUUUACAUUUGGCUAUAAACACAAAAUCAAAUUUGGCACUUCCUUUGAACUUUGUUCAAAAAAGUUUAAUUUAGAACAAAAAAUUCAUUGCUUUAUCAGUAGUUUAAAAGUUGGCAAAAAACCCUACAUUGAAGUUGGUGUACUUUUUGGAUUCUUAGAAGUAAAAAAGUCACCAAAAAGUAUUUUUGAAUUUUAUAUUCUUAUUAAAGAGCAAAUUUCACCAACAAAAAUUUUGAUUCAAGUAAAAGAAUAUCUUUUGUUUUGGAAAGAUGAAGACGUUAAAAGCGUAUUGGAAUACCUCCAAGAUGAUAAAAGUCUAGAGCAAUUCUUUUUGCCUCAUUCAAAGAGUUUACAUUUUUCUGAAAUGUUAAAAUUAUACGAAAAAAUCAACUUUACAUCUUACAUGAAUAACAACUUUGAAAUAAAACACGAAAACAAAAUAUGUCGAAAAGAUCUUUAUUCUGUUGAUCUAUUUCAUAGUCAGUCAAGUGAAGUAACCAAAGAUUGUGCAAAAGGUGAGCAAUUUUUAUUUUUAAAACAGCUUUUGUCUUUGAACUAUAACUGCAGAAAUCCAGAGUCCAUUAAAAAGACUGAAUACAGUGACCAUGAAGCCAAAUUAAACAAUGACGAUUAUAACGAUGACGAUGAUGGUUUUCCAGAACUAUUGGUUAACUCGUUUGCAAAUAAAAUGCAUGAUAAAAAAAAAAGUAAUGCCGAUUUAGUAUAUGAAGUUUUCUCAGUAUGUGACAACUUUCUUCUUCAAGAUGUGUAUGAAAAAAUGACGUUGUGUCAGUUAGCAGUUCCAAUUGUAAGUCCACGAAAAGGAAUAAACGUGUUUCACUUGUGGGCAACACGAACUGUUAAAAAAAUAUGGGUAACAUAUUCAUCUCAAAAUGAAAUUCAAAAUCAUGAAAAGUUUAUAACAAAACAAAAUAUGGCAACUAUUACUUUCUGCAGAAUAGGUUCUACUCGUGUUUCAAAGUCCAAAGUUGCAAAUUUAUUUUUAUCUUCUGCUCAAGGAUGGCAAGAACAUUCUUAUUUUAUUAACAGAGAUAUUGACUCGAAGUCAAAACUUAACCGGGGAUGCAUUGAAUUAUGCUGGUAUUGUCCUGAUGGAAGAAAACAAGAAUGUUUAAAAGAUAUUCACUGCAUUUAUAAUCUGAGAGGAAAUGCGUUAAAAAAUAAUGAACAGUUUCAGUUUUUAUUAAAUGUUUCUUCUGUAAUUAUAAUCAUUGUUGAAAAAAGUUUAGAACAGAAUGUAAAAAAAUUAAUUAAUUUAAUGGAUGGGUUUAUUGUUGUCGUAGAUCUGUCUCAUUUAAAUUAUAUAAAAAGCAAAAAUGGCAAACGAAUUAUCUUUGGUGCUCUUGGUAUGAAUUUAAAAGAACUCUCCAAAAAUUUGGUUGAACUAAUUUCAUCAUUUAAAUUAAAGGUUAUGAACUUGGAUGAUCAUGCUUCUCAUGCUCUUAAAUUAAAAAUGGAGGUAGAUGAAAAUAAUGAAGCUUGUCAAUUAGGAAAACAAGCUGCUAAUGAUUUUGUUAAUAAACUCAAGCGUUAUAGUAUUAAAUCAUUAAAAGACAGUGUCUUACCUUUACAAGGAAAAGAAUUUUGGAUAAAAUGGGGAGAAAUAGACAAACAAGUAGCUCGACAACAAUUUGUUAAUCCAGAAAAUAUCAUGAACGAUAGCGAUGAGCAACGUACGCGAAAAUUAAAAGUUAGAGAUAGUCAACUCCAAAAAGGAGCAAGCUCUGAAUUAAUAUUUUUUAUGGAGCGAUUGCUUUUGUUUAAAAACACAAUAAUGCAACACUAUUUUAUUGCUUGGUGUCAGUUAAUUUUAAAUGAAAUAUCCGAGACACAUUUGCCUCAAAUACUUAGAGAAUACAAAAGUUCCAAAAAGAGCCUUUCCAAGCUUAUAGAUCAAAUGCCAUCAGAAAGAAACAAUGGCACGGAAACUAUCACUCCGGAAUAUGUCCAAAAGUCAAUUGAUCAAGAAAAUAAUAUAAUAAAAAAAUUAUCAGAAGAUAUUGAUCUUGUAUCUUUUGGAUUUGAACAUAUCUUCAGAGAGUUUAGUCAAGUUUAUGAAAGUUAUUAUGAAAAGUCGGAACGCAUAUCUAGUUGCGUUUCAUUUUUGCCUAAGUUAGUAGCUGACCUAGUUAUAAUGGGAUAUCCGCUAGAGAUUUUGGAUGGGGAUGCCUCCCAUAUUCCUUUUAUUUGGGUAAAGCAGGUGCUAUUUGAAGUUAAAGUAAAACUUGGUAAAGAUGUCAAUGUAUUUGUGCUUUCUGUUUUGGGUAUCCAAAGCACUGGAAAAUCAACUCUUUUGAACACAAUGUUUGGAACAAAGUUUGCAGUAUCUUCUGGACGGUGUACAAAAGGUGUGCAUAUUCAGCUAAUCCCAGUUUCAAGCAAUAUGUGUAAAAUACUUAACUGUGACUACUUUAUUGUAAUGGAUUCUGAAGGACUAAGACCUCCCGAAAAAAAUGAUUCUUUUAAGCAAGAUAACGAAAUAGCUACUCUUAUUGCAUGUCUUUCAAAUACAACUAUUAUAAACUUUAUGGGACAAACAAUUAGCAAAGAGAUGUCUGACAUAUUAGAAAUUGCUUUACACGCCUACAUUCGUAUGAAUAAAGUUCAGAUUAAAUCGUCUUGCCACAUGGUUUUUGCAUGCACAUCAGAUGUCACUGCAAAAGAUAAAAACACGCUUGGAGUAUAUCAAGUUUUUAAAGAGUUAAACACAUUAAUUAAAAAAAUUGCCAUCGAAGAAGGUAGAGAUGAUUUGUUUGGCGGUCUACAUUUUGUAUUUCCUUUGAUUCAGGAACAGUUUGACAAGCUAAAUUUAACACAAAAAUUAAAUUAUCCAGAACAUCUACCCAACCUUUGGAAAGGAUAUAUGAGCCCACCUGAAUCAACAUAUGGAGAAAUUCUUCUUGAAUUAAGAGACUCUAUUUGUAACGGUAUGAUGAAAAAUUAUAAAAGUAUAAUAAAAUGUCAACCACUGACAGAGUUUAUACUCAGACUUAAUGAUUUAUGGAAUGCAAUAAAACAAGAAAAUUUUGUCUUUGGUUUUAAAAACAAUCAGGCAAUUCAGCUGUUUAAAAAAUUACAAUUGUUUUAUGAAAAUAAAAUUUCUAUAUUAAAAAAAGAAAUCUAUGAAGAAUCAUAUUGUUUAGGCAAUGAAGUGCUCCAUCAACUUGAUCCGUUGAAGAAAAAGGAUGAAUUAACAAAAUUUUUAAUAAAAUUUAACAAAUUAAAUCUAAAAUUUAGCUACUGCAAAGGAAAUGUAAAAAAAGAGCUAGAAGAAUAUGCAUGGAGUAUGUCAGAUGCUGAAACGGCUCUAUCUUUUUUGACCGUAUUUUUAUUUGACAUGGAAAAAAAAGUAAACACAUAUAUUGAUACAGUUAAAACUAAUAUCGAAAAUAAGGUAAAAGAGAGUUGCAUAAAAGAAAAAAAAGCUUUUAAAAAAAGAGAAGACUUUAAAAAGAAAUGUUUGAUAAAAGCUAGAGAAGUUGCAAGAAAAAUUAAUAUUUUGGCCAAUAAACCAAGCUUUGAUGCAAGUGUCAUCAAAAUGAACUUUAAAACCAUUUUCAAAACUUGGAUUGAGGAAGCUAGGCUUGAGGAUGAAAAAAACAAUAAACCUGUAGAUUCACUUAUAAGUGAAUUAUGGAAUAAAUUGAUAGAAUGUUUUUUAGAUCAGCCAAUUUUCUUUAACAUGAAUCCAUCAAAUAUUAACAACGAUAUCAAAGAAAGUUUAGAUUUUAUUAAAAACUUAUAUAGAAAAGAAAAUUUUUUCGAGUAUGUUCGUAACGAACCAAUAAAACUAGUCCAUUAUAACAACGCUUACUCGCUUUUUAUUAACGAAACUGAAGCUUAUAAGAAAGCAAUACCAAAACGUGAUAAAGUUAUAGAGGAAACUAAAGCUAUUUUAAAUGAUUUUAAAGUUGAGAUGUUUCCUAACUAUGUUUUCGUUAUAUCUAAAAUUUUGGAUUCGGCAUUGAAAAAUCUUUCUGGUGUUGUACAUACUAAUUUUGAGUUUGAUAAAAAUUUUAAAAUACGUUUUUUAACAAAAUUAUUUGCCGUUUCCGUAAAUGAGAUUGCUUAUUUUGAAGAAGAGCAGCUUCGAAAAAACUCACUUAGUAUUUAUUUACAAAGCAAAGAAGACAACUUGUUUAAAGAAUUUGAAGAUGAAUGCUUAACUGUUAACAGUGAUGUUUGCCAAGGAGUCAGAUUUAUCAAGGAUAUACUCUGCCCAAUUAUCAUUGAAGAAAUAAAACUAAAAGUUGGAUUCACAGUCGUAAGUGAAAUGAAAAAGAAAAAAAUGUUCAGUAAUAAAGAAAUUAUGCUUUACUACCUUCAUGAAGAAUUUCUGAACGCACCCUUUAUUCAGAUAAUGAGCUAUCUUAAAGACUACAAUAGCUAUAUCAGUUCAUGGAUUGAAAAAAAGGUUUUGAACUACUGUCUUCAUAAGGAGUUUCUUAAAAAUUGCAUUACAGACAAAAUUACAUUUACCAUUAACUGCUUUUCGAAAGCUUUAAAGAGUAUUUCAGAUAAUUAUCAACAGAUGGAUUUAACUUCUUGGUGAAAAAAAAUUGAUGAAAAUUUUAAAAAAGAAAAUUACAGUUAUCAGUAUUGUUUGAAGGAUGUGGCUAAUGUGCUACAGAAUAUAACAGAUUUUAAAUUUUUAUCUGGCUAUAUUGCUGAUAAACUUUAGGAAUAUAAAUCAACAAUUUUUGACCUUGUCAUUCAUGCUGCUACAGAAAAGGAAAGUUUAAAAUUUACUGAGCCUGAUGUUCUUUAUAAAGUACUUAAGUGGUUCGUUUGUAAUCCAAUCAUUGAUUUAAAAGAAGAAAGGAUUGGUUGUACAGCUCAAUGCCCUAUGUGUAGAGCAGUCUGUGUACAAAGUAUUUCUUGCCUCAUUAGUGACGAUUAUACAUUUAAACAUAGAACUGAACUUCACAUGCCACUGAUUGCAUAAGAAAUGGGCAAAGCAAAAAAUUUAUCACCAACAAAACGGGCACAGAUUGUCGCGUACAGCCGAGCUGGGCGAAGCGAAAGAAAGAUUGCAGCAUUGUUAAAGACUUCUAAAACUGCUGUAAACAGUGCAAUAAAAUGUUUCAAUGAAACAAAAUUGUUCACUGACAAGCAGAGAACACGGCCAAAGAAGACCACCCCAAAAGAAAAUCGAAGCAUUCGCAGAAUAGUUACGAACAAUCCAUUUAUUAGUUCAGCGACUAUUCGGAAAAUGCUCAUCGAUGUCAGCAAUGUAAAUAUUUCUUCCAGAACUAUAAGAAAUAGGUUGAUAGAAUGUGGCCUCAAGUCCUAUCGUCCAGCAAAGAAACCAAGAUUGACACCAGAAAUGAAAGAAAAAUGAUUGAAGUUUGCUCUGAAAUAUCGAGAUUGGACAGAGGAAAAUUGGAUGAAGGUUCUCCGGUCAGAUGAAUCUACCUUUGAUCAGUUUGGAAUAACUGCAAAACAAGUUAGAAGACCAAGCCGAAAACCUUCUGAUGACAAAUAUACUUUGAAAACGAUGAAACAUCCACCGUCUGUUAUGAUUUGGGGUUGUUUCAGUGGAAAUGGUCGUGGUGCGAUAGAGUUUUUAGUAAUGGGAAAACGCAUGAAUGCUGCCAGAUAUUUGCGUAUCUUAAAAUCAAAACUACCCAACUUUUUGAUAAUCUUGCAAUGCACUCACUUUAUGCAGGACUCUGCUUCAUUCCAUACAGCUAAGGUAUGUAAGAAAUGGUUUCAGGAGAGUCGAAUUGACGUGUUAGAUUGGCCCGGCAAUUCACGCGACCUUAACCCGAUAGAGAAUUUUUGGAACAUGAUAAAAAUUCGAGUAUCAUAAAAGCAGCCUGGAAGCCUUACUGACUUAAAAGAAGUUAUUAAAAAAGUGUGGGUGACAGAAAUAACCCCUGAAGUGUGCAGGAAUUAUGCUACUUCAAUGAAGAAACGUUUGGCAGCUGUCAUUGCGAACAAGGGCGGUUCAGCAAAAUACUUGUGUUUUGAUAUUGUUUUGUACUUUUUAUAAUUUUGGUUCUAUAACUUGGUGCUACUUUUGAUUUUAGCUGAUGUGGACAUUAUUUUAAUGCAUUCAUUUUUUAUUUUUAAACCAAUUUUUUUGUACUGUAAUAAUUUUUUCAUUAAAUU
Hydra vulgaris (swiftwater hydra) is the source of this 6663-nucleotide messenger RNA. Lineage: Eukaryota; Metazoa; Cnidaria; Hydrozoa; Anthoathecata; Hydridae. The record is from RefSeq and is a predicted model, not a curated record.